CGCGCCCACUCCCGCCCGACCCACCCGUCCCGCGGGGCGAUAACCCUGAAGGCGACAGCCCAGUCGGAGCUGCUGAGCGCGAUGGCGGUGCCCGGUGCACGAGCCCCGGCCCCAGCGGAGGCACCGCCGCCCCAGCCAGAAGCUCACACCUUGGAGCCGGGUUCGGACAGCAGAGCUGGACGUGUCUCGUUCUGUACGAAGGUGUGCUAUGGCAUUGGUGGGGUCCCCAACCAGGUGGCUUCCAGUGCCACAGCCUUUUACCUGCAGCUCUUCCUGCUUGAUGUGGCACAGAUCCCUGCUGCCCAGGUGUCACUUGUCCUGUUUGGAGGGAAAGUGUCUGGGGCGGCUGCUGACCCUGUGGCUGGGUUCUUCAUUAACAGAAGCAGAAGGACAGGUUCUGGACGACUCAUGCCCUGGGUGCUGGGCUGCAUGCCCUUCAUCACCGUGGCCUACUUCUUCCUGUGGUUCCUGCCACCCUUCACCAGCCUGCGUGGCCUCUGGUACACCACCUUCUACUGCCUGUUCCAGGCUCUGGCCACGUUCUUCCAGGUGCCCUACACUGCCCUCACCAUGCUCCUGACCCCAAGCUCCAGGGAGAGGGACUCUGUCACUGCCUACCGGAUGACCAUGGAGAUGGCAGGGACGCUGAUGGGGGCCACAGUCCAUGGGCUCAUCGUGUCUGGUGCCCAUCGGCCACACAGGUGCGAGGACACUGCAACUCCGGGGCCAGUCUCCAUCUCACCGGACGCGACUCGCCUCUACUCGAUUGCAGCCGCCGUGGUUGCGGUGACUUACCCUGUGUGCAGCAGUCUGCUCUGCCUAGGAGUGAAGGAGCAGCCAGACCCCUCUGCCCCAUCAUCAGGCCAAGGCCUGAGCUUCUUGGCUGGACUGAUCCUCACUGCCCGGCACCCGCCCUACCUGAAGCUGGUGGUCUCCUUCCUGUUCAUCUCAGCUGCUGUCCAGGUGGAGCAGAGCUACCUGGUGCUGUUCUGUACACACGCCUCCCGGCUACACGACCAUGUUCAGAGCCUGGUGCUGACCAUCCUGGUCUCGGCUGUGCUGAGCACCCCACUAUGGGAGUGGGUUCUCCAGCGAUUUGGGAAGAGGACCUCAGCCUUCGGGAUCUGUCUGAUGGUGCCCUUUGCAAUCUUGCUGGCUGCUGUGCCCACAGCCCCCGUGGCCUACGUUGUGGCCUUUGUAUCCGGCAUGAGCAUUGCAGUGUCCCUGCUGCUACCCUGGUCCAUGCUGCCAGACGUGGUAGAUGACUUCCAGCUACAACAUCAGCAGCACGGCCCAGGCCUGGAGACCAUCUUCUAUUCAUCCUACGUCUUCUUCACCAAGCUUUCAGGCGCAGGCGCCCUGGGCAUCUCCACCCUCAGUCUGGAGUUUGCAGGUUAUAAGGCAGGAGCCUGCCAGCAGGCCGAGGAAGUGGUGGUGACCCUCAAGGUCCUCAUUGGUGCCGUGCCCACCUGCAUGAUCCUCACUGGGCUGUGCAUCCUCAUGGUCGGGGUCGGCCCUGUGCCAAAGGUGCCACACCAGGACGCCUCCCGUCAGCUGAGCCUUCGGAGGAGGACCAGCUACAGCCUCGCUUAAGUUCAAGACAACUGCUGUGAACUGGAGCAGGAGCCAGUGUCUUCUGGGCCCGAAGUCCCUCUCCUCAGCCCUUCAGCACUCCUACCCAGCAGUUUAGCACAUGGCCUUUUUCUCUGGGAUGUGGAGCCUUUCGUAAUGUCUCCUGAAAGGACUGACUUGGGCUCCAGGACCCUUCUUUGCACUUCUUGCCUACUGACCAUAGACCAUCUUGGAUAGGCCUGUGCCAACUAUGCCAGCAACAGGCAACUUCUGACCCUGAGAGCAUGCCAAUGACAGCUAUUUCUGGUAAAAGGAAGCCCCUACUCAGCCUGGCCCAUAGACUCCCUAGAGGAACACCAACUGCUCAGAUUGCAAAGCCUUCUUGAUGGGACAAACGCCCAAGCCUCCUGUUUGUCCCGAGGCUCCCAUGGCCACCUGCUGAAGACACAAAGAAGCUGGGAACCACCACAAGAAUGGCAGAGUGGGUCAGGUGGGCAUGCCUUGGAUGUACAAUAAGAGCCACACAGAUCCAGGGAGACCAGCAGGCCCCAGAGAAAGCGGACAGUGGUGGGGAUGCGGAGAAGACGGAACAGGGGCAAGGCUCUAGAGGCAGCUCAGGCCUCCCCUCUGGUCACAGAGGUCAAGGACACUCUGCUUUUGGCUGAGACUGAUAUUGAGUCACCACCGAAAACAAAAGUGGUUUAUGUGGAAAUAUUUUCCUAAGAUGUUGUCUUAUAAAAGCAUGGGAACUAUAGUUUCCUAGAGGCCAUGUGUAGGAUGGAAAGAUUCACUGAGGCUUAUUUUCUCAAAACAAAGUAAAGGGUUUACUUGUCAAAUCUAUAGAAAGACUGUGAACAGCCCUUCUGUCCACCUCCCAGAAUCUCUUGAGGUGGGGGGAGAUGCUUGACAUCACUGAACCUGGCUGGCUAUGUUGCCCCAUCUGUAUGUCCCAGCCUUGCAUCUCCUUAGAUUGGGAACACCAUGUGAAAGGCAUGGAAGACACCAUGUCUUCCUUUAGAAGAUACCCAGCAGAGACUCCAGAACAGCCCAGGGUAGUAGGCCACAGUGGCUCAUGCAGGUUGGGGUCUGGAGAGGGGUAGGGAAAUCCACGGGGACCUGAUGUCCCAGCAACUUCUACCAAAAGAAGGCUGGGCACAUAAAUAGGGGACUUAGAUGUACAAACUCAGCCCCACAUUUACCCCAGCCCUUCCCUAACUCUGUUCCCCCGUCAAUAGGGUCAGCUCUCUUGAGCCCAGGGCCUAGGGCUAGGCCCUCUUCCACCUUUUUUUAAUAGAAAUUAUUUAAUUUUAUUUAUUCAUUCAUUCAUUUAUUUUAAUUUGACCAGAAAGAGACACAUAGAAAGAAAAGGGUAAAGUGAGAAAGCAAGCCACCAGAUCCAGGACUUGAACUGUGAUCAGCCAUGUGGGGUAUCCAGCGCCUUAACCACCACAUCACCUGCUGGCCCCUUCCACCUCCUUUUUAGACCUUCAGCUACCUGUUAGGUGUGAGACCCGAGGCUCACAGCUCAGACUCACACUCCAAUAUGAAGUGUUCCUCAAAGCUCUAAUCAUCUCCCUUCCUCCAUAGACUGUAGGAUAAGAAUGAACUGACCUCACCUCCCAGUUUCAGUGAGAGCACAGGGUCUGACCUGGUCUGGCUAAUGCCUCAUCUCUGGCCCUUGUGGCACUGACAGGAGCACCUGAUCCUCAAGAUCACAGGGCACAGAGAAAGAACUGGGCUCAUCUUCUCUGCAUUUCUUUAUUCCGGAAGUUAUUAAAAGAAAGCCCUGGGACCAGCAGUUAGCGUAAUGGCUAUCUCCCUGGACUCCCAUGUAGUUGACCGCAGUUUGAGUCCUGGACCCGGUGGCUUAAACUCA
Molecule: messenger RNA, 3448 nt
Organism: Tupaia belangeri chinensis (Chinese tree shrew)
Lineage: Eukaryota; Metazoa; Chordata; Mammalia; Scandentia; Tupaiidae
Gene: MFSD2B
Product: MFSD2 lysolipid transporter B, sphingolipid
Exons: 14
Coding region: 82-1593 (503 amino acids)
Biological process (GO): carbohydrate transport; lipid transport
Cellular component (GO): plasma membrane
Molecular function (GO): symporter activity; sphingolipid intramembrane carrier activity
Source: RefSeq, a predicted model, not a curated record